AUGCAACAUAGCAAAGAACGGCCAAGUCCCAAGUCGUCCAGCACUUCGCUUUGCCUGUGUCCCUCUGUCGCGAUCCGACGCCAUGGACGGAACAGAUGUUUUCUGACUGUGUGGACUGCACUCCGCCUCUUCUGGCAGACGGUGUGCAUGUUCUGCAACCUGAAUGGAGCACCAAUGUCUGCUUCGCCGGAUCCGUUUGAGGAGGGACUACGGCUCUUUCUAGCUCGACAACAUACUCCAUUGGAGAAGCUGGAGGUCAUAGAUUUCAGGCAGAGCUGCUUCACGGCGAGCAAGACUUUGUACAUAUUUCACGAUCGACUCGGAGAUCAGUUCCGGGGGCGAUCAGCUACCCAGGCUGAGCAGUCGCCGGAAGCAGCAGGUGGCUGCCAAGAUUGCGGACUCUGCCACCCUGGGAAGGAAUCACAUAUUCUACAUCUCGAUGCCCCUGCUGAAUUGAGGCAAGGCUGGAGAGCUUGGACAUUGGGAGAGCCGUUUGCCUCCCAUGAGGUCCGAGUCGCCAAUGUAACUCACAGCAUACCGCUACAACAGAUGGAGCCUGAACAACUUGCCAACGGACUGCGAUUAGCACAAGAUCUUGGUCGCCUCCUUUCUGGAAGUCAUGGAGUUCAAACGUUAUACACGAUGAAGCAUGGUGCGCUUGCUGGAUCACUUUGCCCGCAUGUCCACAUUGGCAUGGUCAGGAGACACAGCCCUCAGUUUGAGCGAAGACUCAGCAUGGCCCGGAGUUUCUACCAGAAGUACCAUCGCUGCCCCGUUUGCCACUGCCACAUCAUCGCACCGCUGCGUGAUGAGCAGGCGGCCAAGCGCGUAGUGCAUGAAACAGGCGACUUUGUCGCGAUCGUACCGUAUGCAUCGACAGCCUAUCGUGUCUCCAUCGUUCCGAAGCAGCACGGCGCGUGUUGGUUGCAGCUCGGGUCAUCCAUCCAGCAGCUGGCAUUCUUGCUGCAACUUGUGGUCGAGGCAAUGCACAAUCUGCUGGUGGAUCCAUCCUACACGAUGUACAUUCUCUCGGUGGAUGGUCAAUCUGAGCUGGAGAAGGAGAACACGCUCCACGCCUUUCAUUGGUCUCUGGAGAUUCAGGUUCCGGGCUGA
Molecule: messenger RNA, 1113 nt
Organism: Symbiodinium sp. CCMP2456
Lineage: Eukaryota; Dinophyceae; Suessiales; Symbiodiniaceae
Source: the annotation of a GenBank genome assembly